UUGGGAUAAGGCUCCACUGUUGUUCAAAGGUUUCUUAUCACAUAGUUGAGUUGGCAUGAAUGUUUGAUAAAAAAAAUCAAGACAAACUCAUUUCAACGGUUUACAAGCCUCAGCUCAAAGAUAUUAUCACGAAACCUAUGGUUUCAAGCUAAAUAAUACAAAUUGAUACCAUUUGAUGAAAUAACAAGGAGAAAUAGCAUAAAUAUUCUUAAUACUAUUUGAAGUUAGGACCAGAUAACUGGAGCUUUAUGGCACUGAGUACUGAAUAUCUGUACCAGAUUAUGUACUAGGAUAUAUACAUAUGUAUUAGAAAUGUACAAGGGCAGUGUUUGGUAGUAAGAAUAUACACGCAAUGUUCUGGCGCAAGUUUAUGACAUAACCGCAAAGAUGGCAGUAAAUGAUGACAAUGUUCAGAAUGAGUUAAGUCGUCUGCGCUUGCGUAUUCUUCAAGAGAAAUAUGAAAGAGAGAAGGAAAUAGGGAAAGCCCUCCCUUUCAUUUCACAGUCCCAACUACCAACACAUCCCCAGCAUCAGUCUAACCAAGGCAUAGAAAGGUUGAUGGGCUUUGAUGGUACAACAAGAUUACACCAAGCCAUGUUAAAGCGUAGAGAGCUGUUGGAUCAGUUACAGAUGGAGAGGCUUUUGGAAGACCAUCAUAGACCACGAUCCUACAGCAGUAGAAGAAAGUCACCCCCAAGUACCCAUAGAAGUGUAAGGUCACUGCCAGAACUAUCUAGAGAGCCUGGCAGAAACAUCCUAGAGUUACCUAUACACCAGCAACCAGAGGAAGCCAUUGAACUACCUAGCCAGCUUCCCUUCCUACAGCCCUUACCCAACCCACCGCCACAACCACAACUUCCUAACCAGACAUCACCUGGAAAAGGAGAUGCCAUUGAGAUGCUGAUGCUGCAGAAUGCUCAGAUGCAUCAGUUAAUCAUGCAACAGAUGAUGAUGUCAGCUUUGCAACCUGGUAAACCACUUCAAAUGAUGGAAACUGAUGCCCACAGUCAUCUCAACCAACAACCUUCACAGUCUCAACCUCCUCAAAAACUCAACAACAUCUCUGUUUUACCACCAAUACAUUCUAAAAGGACUACACCUCAAGUGGUGACAUCUUUACAGCAGCCUAGAGUUGCUGACCCACCACCCCCUCCAACAUGUUCACCCACUCCCAUCAUAAUGUCUCCAAGAUACCACAAAAGUUCCUUAAAGAAAGUGAUACCAUACCCAGGCAGUAGACUACUUAGAAAGUUUCGUCAUGCUUCAUUGGCAGUGUUGUAUAUAGAAAUACUAAAGGCAAGGUCAAGGUCAAGGGAGAGAAGGACCAAAAAGUUGAAUGAUGACCUUUACUUUGAAAUCCAGCUGAAAGAGGCAGUAGCAGCUAUACAUAAAAUAUAUCUUAAUCCAAAUGGUGCUGUAUUCCCAGUGCUACUGAGGGUGUUAAACAGUGAGAAUGUGAACCUCCUUGUACAGGACAGGGGGACCAUUCUUCAGUCUAAGGAGGAUAAAUUGGCCCUAGACACACUCAGAGCAAUAAUAGAGAACAUCUCCUUUCAGAUUUCACAGAUAAGAGCAGUUCAUGGUACAUUAGGCUUGCAUAGAAAGGCGUCUGUUUUCAGUCUUAUACAACCUAACAGGAUCUUCCCCGAGUUCUACUUCUUUCAGGCUGAAUUGGUGCCCCUCCAAGUGUCAGGCACAAACAGUUUGCCAAAUGUAAGCCACACCCAGGCACAGAUGCUCAUCCUUGGGAUCUUUCUGGCAAGAGGCAUGGUCUCCACUUUGCUGUUGAAGCCAGUUGAGUAUGGCUUGCUACCCACACUGCCAAGUGAUAAUCUACAAAGAAACUUAGCAGUUGUUGCUACAAUAUUGAUAUAUGUCUACAGGAGGACUGCAGUGCCUAAGAAGUCUAAAAUAAUGGCAGAGUCGAGGGAGUUGUCCCAAUAUCUGGUGAAUGAGGAGCAAAUGGCGUACAUAUACAAGAAAUUAAAGUCAUCCAUACAAUAUUCUGAGGAUGUUUUGAGAGAUUGGGUGGAGGAAUAUACGUCCAGGCUGAACAAUGCAUAGGAACAUCAAGUAUUUUGUUAUAUGGAGUACUCUCUGUACAUUAGUGACUUGAUGAUGUAUGUUUGUUACUUAACAACGAGUAUCGAGUAUUGGCAGACACAACAUCAACCAGGUUGGUGGACUAACCAACAACUACUAACAAACAUCUAACAAAAAACUAAUAACAAUAACAAUGAACUACUAACACCGAACUACUAAAACAACUAACAAUGAACUACUAACUAAUAUUUACUAACAAGCAGUAUUACCAUAUCUUGUAGGCUUUAUUUUUUCUAAGCUUUCGGAAAAAUGUUUAUGCCCAAUUCUAUUGAUUGUGCAAGUUAUGAAUAAAAGAUGGGGU
Molecule: messenger RNA, 2404 nt
Organism: Owenia fusiformis
Lineage: Eukaryota; Metazoa; Annelida; Polychaeta; Sabellida; Oweniidae
Source: the annotation of a GenBank genome assembly